Molecule: messenger RNA, 2400 nt
Organism: Erpetoichthys calabaricus (reedfish)
Lineage: Eukaryota; Metazoa; Chordata; Cladistia; Polypteriformes; Polypteridae
Product: intestinal-type alkaline phosphatase 1-like
Exons: 11
Coding region: 336-1919 (527 amino acids)
Biological process (GO): dephosphorylation
Cellular component (GO): plasma membrane
Molecular function (GO): alkaline phosphatase activity
Source: RefSeq, a predicted model, not a curated record
CCUGGGCUGGACUACACCCUAAAAAUGCUUGGACCCCAGGCUAGUAUGUGCAGGUGUCAGUUGAAUGGAAUUAGCCCUUUUUUCAAGCAGAAACUCUGCAGAACCUUCAUACCAGCUUUGUGUUUCAGUAUACCUUUCAGCAUUCCACUGAGCCAGGUAUCGGACUGGUUGCCUCAAUGAACUUUGCCCCCAACUCUUCUGUACAGCCAUGGCCCCACCCCAGGCCACCACCCUUCUUGAUCAGAUCCUACCUUUCCCUCCCUCCUCUGACUUAAAAGUCAGCCAGUCUGGGCUCAGGCACUCCGUGAAAGCUCAGGCACAGAGCUCUUCUACUCAUGGCUCGACUCGUGACGCUCCUGGUGGUCUGCAUUGUUCAGCCCAUCUCCCGUGGGAUUCCUGUAAAGCCAGCUUUAGAGGAGAAAACACAAGAGUACUGGAACCAGAAAGCAAAAAGAGAUCUGGACUCUGCUCUCAAAAUGGAGCCCAUCAACCACCAAGCCAAGAACCUCAUCUUGUUCCUGGGAGAUGGGAUGGGAGUUUCCACAGUGACUGCCAUGCGCAUCCUGAAGGGGGAGCUGCUGAACAUAUCAGGAGAGGCCGCCACACUAACCACGGACACUUUUCCAUAUCUCGCUCUUUCUAAGACCUACAACGUAGACAGGCGAAUCCCUGACAGUGCAGGAACUGGAACUGCAUAUCACUGCGGGGUCAAAGCUAAUGCUAAAACUGUUGGGGUGAGCAGUGCUGCCGAGCCGUCCAAAUGCAGUACCACUUUUGGCAAUGAAGUUACAUCUGUCCUGCACAGAGCCAAAGAGCAAGGCAAGUCUGUAGGAAUUGUGACCACCACUCGAGUACAACAUGCUUCUCCUGCUGCUUCCUAUGCCCACUCAGUGAACAGAGACUGGUACAGUGAUGCUGACCUUUCCAAGGAUGCCAUUGAUGGAGGGUGCAAGGACAUUGCGCUACAGCUGAUUGAGAAUACAGACAUCGAUGUGAUCCUCGGUGGAGGUCGGAUCUACAUGACUCCUCAAGGCACUCCAGACCCCGAAUACCCAAGCAGUACUUCAUCAAAAGGAAUGAGAAAAGACAAUAAAAAUCUCAUCAGUAUGUGGCAGGAAAAACACAAGUCAAAGGUAGCUAAAUAUGUGUGGAAUAAGGUGGAGCUGGAUGCUGUUGAUUUGCGGACCACUGACUACCUCAUGGGACUUUUUGAACCAAAAGACAUGAAGUACGAAUUGAACCGAAACAAAACCUUAGACCCCUCAAUUGCGGAGAUGACUGAGAAAGCCAUCGAAAUCCUCAAAAAAAACCCCAAGGGAUUUUUCCUCUUUGUUGAAGAUAAUGGCAGAAUUGAUCACGGCCAUCAUGACACCAAGGCAAAGCAGGCCUUGACUGAGGGGGUGAUGUUUGACCAGGCAAUUCAGCGGACUUUGCAGAUGAUCAAUGAGACCGAGACCCUCACAGUAGUGACUGCUGAUCAUUCUCAUGUCUUCACCUUCGGAGGAAACACGUAUCGAGGAACCUCCAUUUUUGAUCUGACUCCAAAACUUGCUAUGGACGGGUUGCCUUAUACAGGCAUCUUAUAUGGCAAUGGUCCAGGGUUUUCAAUCGUUAAUGGGACAAGAGAAAAUAUCACUACAGUCAAUUAUAUGGAUAAGGAUUAUAUGCAGCAGGCCGCUGUCCAGCUGGAUUCAGAGACUCACGGUGGAGAAGACGUGGCUAUAUUCGCUAAAGGCCCAAUGGCUCAUCUCUUCCAUGGUGUCAAGGAACAGAACUACGUUGCUCAUGCUAUGGCCUAUGCUGGCUGCAUUAAGCCAUACACAGAGUGCCCCCACAGGGAUAAUUCGGUUGCAAUUACUCAAGCUAAUACUGGCCUUGUUGCUGUGUUACUCUCCUUGUCCUACCUUGUAGGAAGAUGAGCUCGGCCAAUGAAGAGGCUGAUUGACCCCAUUUGGGAGGACCACUGUAACAAUCAUUCAGCUGCUUAUUUGCCUUUCUCAGGACUAAUCGUAACAACACUAACAUUUAUAAGCACUUUGCAAAUAUGCUGGAACAUGGUGCUAAGUUUUGGUAUUUAAAAAGUCUACACUGUAGUCUCCUAGCAGUUAGCAGAUAUUCAAGUUUACAAGCAAAAGGUGUUAUUCCAGCCCAUCUCAUUCCUUUGGUGAUUCUAGAAAUGUAUUAUCCCCAUAAAUAGCCCAAGCUACUUCAAUAUAAAAGUUGUAAAUUGGAUCACAAUCAGGGAGUGAAUUUGCUUUACAUUUUCAUAACAGCUUCUUAAAUUUUCUCAUAAUGUUUCAGAUGAGCUCUGUUUUUAUCUCAUUUUGUGCAAUUAUUAAAAUAGUCAAAUUGCAUAAUUCGUCAAAGAAAUGAUUUGUAUGGAUAAACUUGUGAACUGGA